GGUCAAUUUGAACUGUGGUAUUCAACGCUUAAGUUAAAUUAAUUUUAUUGUACUUCUUUACUGGGUGGAGACAAAGUGGUCAGUAGCCCGAAUUUCAGACGUUUAGGAGCUCAUACACAGCUCAGGGCGGGGGUCUGACUUGAUGGGCCCUAUUAGUAUUCUGUCCUUUGGAUGCGCAGCCACAGAGCCACGUCAGGCCUGUAGCAACUGCUCGUCUUCUUCUGCCUCUCCAAGGUUAGAAACAGGCCCGCACGACCAGCUGGAAACACUCGAAGAAACACAAGCUGGAAUUGAGACCGCGACACCGGGAGUUAAGUUUUUUUUUUUUUUUUUUUUUUUUUUUUUUUUUGAACGUUCAGCUACGGCACAGAGACUUAAAGUGUCGGCUGCGCGCUGUGAAAUCGUCAGCGGGGACGUUGGCAGCGUUGUUUCGUCUCUGUAAGGAGGUUGUGCUGCUAUAAGAAAAGAUCGUUAUCGCCCGUCUUAUUUGUGCUUAAUGGAAACGCACAAUCAUAAAAAAUGGUUGCAUUUGGAAAAUAUCCGUGAAUGCCAUCGUCUUCUUCCGACAUCGGUGCGUCAGAGAAGACACCUCAGCUAGCUGGACUCCGGGUUGGGUGUGAAGUCUUCACUGUGCACCGUGUGCUGCUGGAGUGAAGGUGACUUGCGCCCCGUCGCAGUCAAGGCAAUGCGGAGAGGAGUCGCAGGCGCUCAUCCGGUACUUCUCUUGCGCUCUGAGGCUCGUCUGGGAAAUUAUUCGCUCCCUCUCCCACAGUAGAGAGGAGAGGUGAACAGAGCAAUAACAAUAAUCGAGGUUCAACCCAGCCAGUAGUUGGCAAAGGUGAAUUGAGCGUAAAGGAGUAGAGAAUAAGGUGAACAGUAAGGUGCAGGGUUGUAAGGCAUAAAGAGAGAAAGUGGUGGAGUUUUGGGGGGGGAGGGAAUAAGACCAAACCGUUCUGUAUUAGGGCUGUUUUAUUAGUGGAUGUGUAUGCAUGAGUUCUGCAUCGAAUGGGCGCAAAAACCGCCCCAGAUCCGCCGGGAACAUCUUCCAGAUCGGCAAGCCUCCUUAUCGAGACCCACAAAGGAGGGAGAGCACCGAGAGUACCCGCAAAGCCCAGCGCGCCGUGGCCGACUGCAGAAUGAUCGUCCAAGAAUUCAAUACACUUGUGGCUUUGUACCGUGAGCUGGUCAUCUCCAUCGGCGAAAUCACUGUCGACUGCCCUUCCUUACGGGCCGAAAUGCUGAAGACUCGAACUAAAGGCUGCGAAAUGGCGAGAGCGGCACACCACAGUCUCUCCUUGAUAUCGGGGCCAGAGGAUGGGGAGAUCCACCCUGAGAUCUGUAGGCUCUUCAUCCAGCUGCAGUGCUGUCUGGAGAUGUACAUCACCGAGAUGCUCAAAUCUGUCUGCUUGCUGGGCUCCCUGCAGCUCCACAGGAAAGGUAAGGAUUCCUGUGGCCCUCCCGGGGUCGACACUAAGACCGAGGAGAGCUCAGACAUCCCCAUCCUGGAGGACACCUCUUCCUCCCCCACUGACUGUCCUCAGCUCUGCUGGCUGGUGGCCACUGACAUAGAAAACAUAGAAAAAGAUAUGCGGGAGAUGAAGAACCUUCUCAGUAAACUCAGGGAGACAAUGCCUUUACCAUUGAAGAACCAAGAUGACAGCAGUUUGCUGAACCUGACUCCCUACCCACUGGUCCGACAGAGGAAGAGGCGGUUCUUUGGGCUCUGUUGCCUGGUAACCAGCUAAGGGCCCCGCCUUCGUGGGUAGGAGGCCGCAACAAAGACACCAUUACCCACUGUCCUUCACCACUUGUGUCUCCCACCAAUCUAUUACUGCCAUUUUCAAAUAAAUUGUCUCUUUCUCUUUUUUUUAACGGCUGCCCAUUUUAUAAUUUUAUUUUGUAAUACAAAGAAGAAUUGUAACUGCAAUGUAAUGAAAACAAAAGUCAUGAACAUAUAUUUUAAGAUAUUUUGCAACAGAUUUUCCCUUGUUUUGGUAAAUGAAGUCAGAUAUCUGCUUGUCCAAUGUAAAAGAGAAUGAGAGGUCAUUUGAAAUAAUGUCAAUGUUCAAUCACUUCCACAAACCUGAGUGAAUGAAGUGAGGAUUCAUGUUUAAAAAAAGGGAAUAUAAUUGUCAGUUUUUGUCAGAAAUAAUGUGAUAACUUAUAAAUAGACGCCAUCUGAAUAUUUGAGGAUGGCACUUGCAAAGACAAAGCUAUACCUUCGUCAGUCUAAGCUGAGAUGACAAGUUUGUGCAGAGUAAGUUUGUUGUGUAUUACAGUCUCUGUUUUCUGUUUCUUGCUGUUUUUUCUUCUCAAUGUACUUAAUUUAGUCUUCCAUAAACCAAGAACCUGUACCCAACUUUAACUUUCCAGCUUCGAAAUGGAAUAUAUGAUACAAUACUCAAAAAGAAAACUUCUUUGCACACAAUAUCUAUCUAUAAAUUGAAACAUUAGACUUGUAUAUACACAUACUCUUUACGCAAUGCUCUCUGAAUUAUUUUAAAAGUUGGAGUUCGUUAGCAAAGAAUCUGUCGGUUGGUAUGAGCAGGGAGGGUCUCCCUCUGUCUGAGGCAAUCAGUGCAGAUAGAGGGCAGGCAGCAUGGGUCUUGCUUAGUAAUGAUAGUGAUCAAUGUUUAGGGCACGGUGAAGGUACAGUAGUCAAAGCUGAUAUAGGUCAUUUUACAUUGUUAAUAAAACUUUUGUUAUUGAAACUAA
Molecule: messenger RNA, 2715 nt
Organism: Seriola aureovittata
Lineage: Eukaryota; Metazoa; Chordata; Actinopteri; Carangiformes; Carangidae
Gene: rgs7bpa
Product: regulator of G protein signaling 7 binding protein a
Exons: 6
Coding region: 990-1745 (251 amino acids)
Biological process (GO): G protein-coupled receptor signaling pathway
Cellular component (GO): neuron projection; nucleus; postsynapse
Source: RefSeq, a predicted model, not a curated record